GCAUAACUAUAUAACUAUACGACCAAGGAACUAUUUUCAGCCCUUUCCAACCAGAAACUUCUGAACUCCAGUCCUACGGUUUAGCACUUCAGCUUCCAUCCUAAGAAAAAUCUCAAUUUUCCCGAAAAUAACAAUAAUUUCUCAAACGAAAAUUAAAUUGUUUUUCCAGUCUACCAGUCCCUAGAGGGAUGCUAUGGCCCUCUCAUUAGCUCAAUCAACCUUCUUCAUCGCAAUCAAGCCCUCUAUAUUCAUCCGCAGAAAUGGAGGAUUCCUUAAGGGAUGUAAAACUCUUGCUUAUUUCUCUACUUCUUUCCCAUCAUCACAUCAUGUUGGUACUACGCCUGCAGAUAACAGAGCCGCCUUCCACCGUGAUAAGCAGAGAAGGGUGCCAGUUGCUUCAGCCCUUGAGCUUGGUGGCCUCAAUAUUUCCAGGGAUGAGAUCGUGAGGGAUGACCCUACAAACAACAUCCCAGAUACAAUAUUCUCUAAGUUGGGAAUGCACCUUCAUAGGAGAGAUCAGCAUCCACUUGGUAUCUUGAAGAAUGCAAUCUAUGAUUACUUUGACACUAAUUAUCCAAAUAAAUUUGACAAGUUCGAUGAUCUGUGCCCUAUUGUUUCUGUUAAACAGAACUUCGAUGAUGUACUGGUACCUGCUGAUCACGUUAGCAGGAGCUACAAUGAUACGUAUUAUGUGGACUCUGAAACUGUUUUGAGGUGCCACACAAGUGCACAUCAAGCUGAUAUACUGAGUAAGGGCCAUACUCAUUUCCUUGUGACUGGAGAUGUUUACCGCAGAGAUUCCAUUGACUCAACUCACUACCCAGUAUUCCACCAGAUGGAAGGGGUACGGGUCUUAUCUGCAAAAGAUUGGGAGGGAUCAGGGCUUAAUGCCACAUCUUAUGCUGCUGCAGAUCUAAAGAUUUGUCUUGAGGGCUUGGCACGACAUUUAUUUGGUGGUGUGGAAAUGCGAUGGGUUGACACAUACUUCCCCUUUACUAAUCCAUCAUUUGAAUUGGAGAUAUAUUUUCAGGAGAAAUGGAUGGAAGUAUUGGGAUGUGGGGUAACAGAGCAAGAAAUACUGAAAAGAAAUGGGAGAAUGGAUGACGUUGCUUGGGCUUUUGGACUUGGACUGGAACGUUUGGCGAUGGUUCUGUUUGAUAUUCCAGAUAUUCGACUUUUCUGGUCUACUGAUGAGCGUUUUACUUCUCAAUUUUCAAGCUCCCAACUUGGUGUGAAAUUCAAGCCAUUUUCUAAGUAUCCUCCGUGCUACAAAGACAUGAGCUUCUGGAUCAGUGAUUCAUUCACCGAAAACAACCUUUGUGAAGUUGUUAGAGGAAUUGCUGGGGAUCUUGUGGAGGAGGUUCGUCUAAUAGAUAACUUCACGAAUAAGAAAGGAAUGACGAGUCACUGCUAUAGAAUUGCAUACCGGUCCAUGGAGCGUUCACUCACUGAUGAAGAAAUAAAUGAAUUGCAGUGGAAAGUAAGAGAGCAAGUGCAGAGCAAAUUGAAUGUGGUUCUCAGAUGAGUUAUCUGUUUCCUUGUUUUCCAUUUUUUCUUCCACUUUGUUGUGGCGUGAACAGAUAUAGUACUAACUCAUUUACCUCCAAUUUUCUGGAUUGCUUACACCAUAGAUUGUAUAGCCAAUUUUCUGUCAUUUUAUUUAUGAUUCUUGUCCUAUAUUUUUUCUUCUCUGUAAUUUUCUCUUAUGUAUUUCCAUUAUGUUAUUCCUUUUUAGUAGUUUCCAUAUUUAUAACAGAGAAGUAGCUACGUUGUAUUUAAUUUUAUUUUCUUGAAAUCAAAGGAAGUAUUUCAUAUUUAGUGGAAUAAAAUAAGACUGGAUUAGAAGACUA
Molecule: messenger RNA, 1850 nt
Organism: Cuscuta epithymum
Lineage: Eukaryota; Viridiplantae; Streptophyta; Magnoliopsida; Solanales; Convolvulaceae
Source: the annotation of a GenBank genome assembly